Molecule: messenger RNA, 438 nt
Organism: Microdochium trichocladiopsis
Lineage: Eukaryota; Fungi; Ascomycota; Sordariomycetes; Xylariales; Microdochiaceae
Exons: 2
Coding region: 1-438 (145 amino acids)
Source: RefSeq, a predicted model, not a curated record
AUGAAGUGCCUUUUCCAGCUCAUCCCUCUCGUCACCGCAGUCUCUGCUGUCAAUGUCCUCCUGUUCGCUGGCAGCAACCGCUGUGGUGAUGCCAGUUAUUUUAUCUGCACAAACAUCAGCCGUUUUCAGUGUUGCAACAGCAUGCUGCCCGUCAUCUUCCAGUCUGUUGCGAUCCAGGCUGCGCCCGAGGGCGUCAACGCCACGCUGUACGGAUCCGAAGAUACGCAAUGUUCUUUCAAGACCCCGGCACGCCCCGGCCAGACUUGUCUUCCAGGGCGUUGGAAUAGUGCUAGCUGGUCUCCCACCACCGCGGUGGCCGAGGCGAGAUCCCAGGAGGCGGAAUGCCAGGAGCCUGACCAUUUUGUUCAUGAGAAUGGGACCAUCUAUGAUCUGGCCGAAGUGAAGAUGGAGGACGUUCUCAGAAUGAUACCACAGUAG